AUGCCUCCUCAUUCCAAGCCGUUCGACACCCCUUUCGACAUCCCCUAUAUACCACCUAUCACCCUUGUCGAGCUCAGGAUGAGUUACUACUCCGGCGAGAUUCGCUCGAGGCCGCGGUGGUGGAUGAAGAUCCACGAACCACCCAUCGCUGCGACGUGGCACGAGGAGAUCGUGGAGCACGAUCGCCUCUACAAGCAAGACGAGGAGGACGGCCCAAAGUGGGAUGGUGUGAAGUGGCGGCCGCGUGAUUCGCUGACUGAGGCCCAGCUCAGCUACAUUUUCGACGAGCUGCGGUACGAAGCCUCAAAGCGCGAUCCUGCGACCGGGAUAUUUGCGAGCAGCAUCCGGAAGGUCUAUGAGUCUCAUUCCCUCAUCGAUACGGAGCUUAGAGAGCGGCUUGUCAAAGCGACGUCCAUUAUUGAAACCGACUCCGAUGACGACAAGGACUGGCACUCUGGUCCUGGAGGACGAUGUUUCGAUCUCGUUGAUCCCUCUCUAUAUCCCAUCUCCAUCGGCCACGGUCUUUUUUGCCCCCCAAACCCCUCCGCGGGCCAGGAGCCAGAGCUUAUGCUGCUCGACAACGACAGGUACCUUGAAGCACGCCCCGACCUCAAAGACAUCAGCACGUUCCGCGCCUACGCCGUCUCACCGGCUUACCAGUGGUUGCCAACAGACUUCGCAGUCUCCGCAGACGGCAAUGCCACCGCGCUCGGGUACAUCAACAACGUCCACCCGUUCCGGCACCGCGCGCUCUACCCUGCCAUCACAUCGAGAGUCGUCGCGCGCUUCGUGCCCAUGUUCGAGCGCGUGCUCAUCGACGUCCUCUACCCCCCGUCGAAGCCAACCAAGAACGUCGGCGACUGGUACAAGCACAUCGAGGCUUCUGCACCGCCGUGGGAGCCGAAGGACACGUACUACAAGCGUCGCGCCGAAUGGGCACGCAUACACGAGUGGCUUCACGUCCCCGAGCCCGAGGCUUUCGCGCCCCCGUCCGCAGACAACCCACGCUUUGAGUUCUCGCUCCGCGGGCGCACAAUCCAGGUCGUUAUCAAGCACACGGAAGUUCGCCUUACGCCCGAGGACUCGACCUAUCCCGGGGACGUGUGGCACGUCGAGGGCAUGGCGAACGAGCGCAUCGUCGCGACGGCGCUCUACUGCUACGCCAUGGAGAACGUCACCGUGAGCCGGAUCGCGUUCCGGCAGCGCGUCGGCGCGGGCGAGUACGGGAACGACCUCCCGCGUGGCGACAACAAGGGCCAGCCGCUGGGGCAUGUCGCGCUGGGGGAGGACAAGUGCGUCGCGUUCCCGAACGUGUACCAGCACCGCGAGGAGCCGUUUGAGCUGGUGGACAAGACGCGGCCGGGGCGUCGGAAGCUCCUCGCGCUCUUUUUGGUGGACCCGAACGUACGGAUCUUGUCCCCGGCGGACGUGCCGCCCCAGCAGCGCGAGUGGACGCUCGCGGAGGCGGAGAAGGCGCUGGUGGUGCAGAAUCUGCCGCAAGAGCCCGUCGAUAUGAUCGUCGGGUUCGCGGAGGACGGGUUCAUGACUAGGGAGCAGGCGGAGAAACAUCGGCUGAAACUAAUGGAGGAGUGA
Molecule: messenger RNA, 1593 nt
Organism: Epithele typhae
Lineage: Eukaryota; Fungi; Basidiomycota; Agaricomycetes; Polyporales; Epitheliaceae
Exons: 4
Coding region: 1-1593 (530 amino acids)
Source: RefSeq, a predicted model, not a curated record